Molecule: messenger RNA, 1567 nt
Organism: Halichondria panicea
Lineage: Eukaryota; Metazoa; Porifera; Demospongiae; Suberitida; Halichondriidae
Product: polyubiquitin
Exons: 1
Coding region: 86-1459 (457 amino acids)
Biological process (GO): protein ubiquitination; modification-dependent protein catabolic process
Cellular component (GO): cytoplasm; nucleus
Molecular function (GO): ubiquitin protein ligase binding; protein tag activity
Source: RefSeq, a predicted model, not a curated record
AGUCGCCCAUUUUUCAGUGCCACAUUAUUCUAUCUAACUGACCCAAAACCGCCCCAUAACCGCCUAUUUUCAACAAGAAAACACCAUGCAAAUCUUUGUGAAGACACUGACUGGCAAGACCAUCACCCUUGAAGUCGAGGCCUCUGACACCAUCGAAAACGUCAAGACAAAAAUCCAAGACAAAGAAGGGAUCCCACCAGAUCAACAGCGUCUUAUCUUCGCCGGUAAACAACUAGAAGAUGGCCGCACUUUGUCUGACUACAACAUCCAGAAGGAGUCCACCCUUCACUUGGUGCUCCGUCUCCGUGGUGGAAUGCAGAUUUUUGUCAAGACUCUGACUGGCAAAACCAUCACCCUUGAAGUCGAGGCCUCUGAUACGAUUGAUAAUGUCAAGACCAAGAUCCAAGACAAGGAAGGAAUCCCACCAGAUCAGCAGCGUCUUAUCUUUGCUGGCAAGCAACUCGAAGAUGGCCGCACCUUAUCUGACUACAACAUCCAGAAGGAGUCCACCCUUCACUUGGUGCUCCGUCUCCGUGGUGGAAUGCAAAUUUUUGUCAAGACUCUGACUGGCAAAACCAUCACCCUUGAAGUCGAGGCCUCUGAUACGAUUGAGAAUGUCAAGACCAAGAUUCAGGACAAAGAAGGAAUCCCACCAGAUCAGCAGCGUCUAAUCUUUGCCGGCAAGCAACUCGAAGAUGGCCGCACUCUGUCUGACUACAACAUCCAGAAGGAGUCUACCCUUCAUUUGGUGCUCCGUCUCCGUGGUGGAAUGCAGAUUUUUGUCAAGACUCUGACUGGCAAAACCAUCACCCUUGAAGUCGAGGCUUCUGAUACGAUUGAUAAUGUCAAGACCAAGAUCCAGGACAAGGAAGGAAUCCCACCAGAUCAGCAACGUCUUAUCUUUGCCGGCAAGCAACUCGAAGAUGGCCGCACCUUGUCUGACUACAACAUUCAGAAAGAGUCCACCCUUCACUUGGUGCUCCGUCUCCGUGGUGGAAUGCAAAUUUUUGUCAAAACUCUCACCGGAAAAACCAUCACUCUUGAGGUUGAAGCUUCUGAUACCAUCGAAAACGUCAAGACCAAAAUCCAAGACAAAGAAGGGAUCCCACCAGAUCAACAGCGUCUUAUCUUCGCUGGUAAACAACUCGAAGAUGGCCGCACCUUGUCUGACUACAACAUUCAGAAAGAGUCCACCCUUCACUUGGUGCUCCGUCUCCGUGGUGGAAUGCAGAUAUUUGUCAAGACUCUGACUGGCAAAACCAUCACCCUUGAAGUCGAGGCUUCUGAUACGAUUGAGAAUGUCAAGACAAAGAUUCAGGACAAGGAAGGGAUUCCACCAGAUCAGCAGCGUCUAAUCUUUGCCGGCAAGCAACUCGAGGAUGGCCGCACUCUGUCCGACUACAACAUCCAGAAGGAGUCCACCCUUCACUUGGUGCUCCGUCUCCGUGGUGGAUGCUAAACCAACUCUGAACUAAAAGGACAUGGACGUAGCUAGCUGAUUAGCGCUAAUAAAGUGUGCUAUCAUUGUGAUCAUGUUUAUAUGUACAUGACUAUUCUCUUCUUAUAA